Messenger RNA from Amoebophrya sp. A120, 3390 nucleotides. The record is from the annotation of a GenBank genome assembly. NCBI's taxonomy places the organism in Eukaryota, Dinophyceae, Syndiniales, Amoebophryaceae.
AGCAGUUACGCAAGGGUGUAUAGUACUUCUACGCCAGCAUAUUUUAUUCGGCAUUUUGCAAGUAGUGACCGUAAAUAUUUUUCUUGUCAUCGUGUCUUGAGGUUCGUCUGGACCAUGAGAAGCCGUCUUUCACGAUUUUCUUCGAUGAAGCCAGACCCACCUGUGGCAAAAUGACGAUGAUGCCAACUACAUGUUCGUCAAACGACAAUUCUCGCACGAGAAGUGUCUGUGGAGCUGCUUUGCCUGCACUUCGUUGCUUUCUUCGCGACCAACUCAAUGUGCGACAGCAAAAGAGUGUCGCAGCAUGCAGCCCAAGCGUCUCAUCUGCAACAGCAAAGAACACCACCGCACGUCAGCGCUACAAAGCCGGGAGGACGGCUUUGCUUGAACGAUGUGUAAGAAGACCAUCUACUCUUGGCGCACUUCCAUCCCGUACGAGAAGGACAAGGAAACACUGGAUGUUGAAGAUAGCGGAGCGUCCGGUUGCGUUCGCUCCCCUGCGCCUGCUGCAGCAGCACCAGUGGCCUUUGGCGAACCUGAUUUUAUUUCUAUGCGCGGUGGCUGCAGGAGCCUUCCUGUUGUUCUCUGCGGUCUGGCCAGCCGCCGCGCAACAGCAGCAGGAAGGCAACAAGGGUCGCGGUAAGGGUGAUGACCAGCCGAAGUUUGAUUUAGGGAACACGAAAAAAUACGUGGAAGAACUUAUCGGCGACGGGAAACUGGACAAGGCUAUCCACAUUCUGCACGGCUUGCGCACACAGGACCUUGACAGCGCCCAAAAACUGGCGAAGCUGUACAUGCAAGAGCUGAAAUUCGAGGAGGCGUUGAAGGUGCUACGGGAGAACAUUUUGCAGCUCCAAGACGAUGAGUUCAAACUCAACAAACAGGACAUCCCGCCCCCACCUGUCUUCACGUCAAAGAACCCCGGAGAUGAGGAUGACGAAGAAGAUUCCAUGGAGGAAACAGAGACUGGGGCCGAAGGCGGUGGUACUGCGACGUCCGCGGCGGGUGGGGAAAAGAACGACCAAGUAGAUGCACCAGGACGACCAUCGUCGGUCCACGCGGAUCAAGAUGUACAGCAUGACCGACGGGCGGCCCACAUGUAUCCGGAGGCCUGGAACAAUAUGGGCUACGCCUACGAAAAGCUGAACCAGCUGGACAAAGCGGUCGAGGCAUACAUCACGGCGACGCGGCUCCGCCCGAUGGAGGCCGGCUACUGGUACAACCUGGGGACCUGCUUGUUGAAAACGGGUCUCGCCCAGCACCAGGCGAUCAGCAGCCUGGAAAAAGCGCACCAACUCGCCCCGGAGGACGAGCUGAUUACUGUGAACCUCGGGAUCGCCACACAGAAUCUGAACCUUCUGCAGUCCAGCAACACUGCGAAAGGCCAGCAGGUGCUCGGGCAGUUGCUGUGGCAACAGGGAAACCGUGCCGACGCGGUCACCGCCUUCCAAAAGGCGCAGAAACUGGAACCCAGUGACCCCGAUAUCGCGUUCCAGUGCGCCCUGGUUCGGUACCAAACGCGGAGACCGAGCGCCAACUGCGGGUUGGAAGCAGACGAGGUGGUCCGCACGGCCUGCGAGCAGCAAAAGCGGUUGGAUCGCAACCAGUGGCGAAAAGAGUUCGCCCAGGCGUUAUCGAUUCGGAAAAGUGCCGACACGCUGCGGUAUGGCGACAAGAUUCUGGAUGCCAGUUUUCUCACGUUCCUGAUUCGCGGCACUUCCGCGAAAACCGUGCGGCGCAUGCGAAAGCAGGAGACAGACAAGGUCCGUCCGAGCGUGGCGCAAAAGAUCGAUAAGAUUCGCGAAGGCGAAAGUGACCCUGCGUGGCAGGCCCGCUUUGCCAUGGAGUGCGUCGACACGUUGGGGCAAGUGUGGAACGAGGAUAUCAACAAGGUUGCUGCAGAUGUUGGAGAAGAUGACGAACUAGACGAGCAGGCGGGCAAGACGAAACGACAGUCCUCUGCUCCGUCGCCGGAGCUGUUCCCCGCCGCUUGCGGCUACGGAAUCAUCUGGUCCACCAGCUGGCACCGCGUGCACAUGCGGCUAGAGGACGGCGCUGCUGGGGAGGACUCCGACUACCGGCACAUCACGGAAAACUGGAGUGUGGUGGUGGUCGGCGGAGGGCGCGGAGGCGGGUGCGCGUAUCCCUGGAUUCGAAACCGUGAGUGCCUCGUCGUGGAUGUUUUGUGCGACCUCUUCAAGAAGAGCGGCGAGGGCUUUUUUUGCCGCCACGCGAAAACCCCUGCUAGUCGCAGGAUGCGGCACAACAACGAUCGGCAGCUGCACCCGUCCGACGUACAGGACGACCGCGUUAGUACCCCGGGUUCGUCGCAACCAGCCGGCACUGGGAAAUCCACGUCAAAUAAAGCAAGUAACGACUCGUCCGCUGCAUCCCGAACGAAGGCUCUCGAGCGGCAGGAAGACAACCUUUCUGCUUACUUGCAGUAUCAAGACAGCGAGACAAUCAAUAAACUGACUGGCCUGGAUCUCGUAGAAGUAGACCCGCGCUAUUACCAAUUCGUCAAGGAGAACAAGGUUGGGACUGUGAUAUUGGAAACCUACUUCUGGCCGGCCGCCACGGUCCGGGAGGAAGUCGAGUUCUGGGUGAAGGUUUUGCCGAUCAGCGCCGACCUCUUUGUCUUUGAAAAAGACUACAUGGUACCAGCGAAUUGUUUGCGCAUUAAGAUCUUUUGCAAACGCCCGUCGCGCCCCGAAUCUCUUUGCAGCGUAAUCGUUUUCGAGUGUUUAUGGUAGGAAGAUCACUUGACAGAAAAAAAAAUCCACAUUGUUCACUGGGCAAGUAUCAUUCCACCUUCAUUACAGGCAAACCGUCCGCUCCUGGACGAGCACUUCAAAGUGUUGUAUCGGCACGGCAUGGAGGUGUCCUGGUUGGACACCCCCGUCGAGAUGCUCCAGUUGCAGAAGCGGAUCGACAAGCUACGCGAGGCGUUUGACAAGCGGGCGCUGGACGACAUUGCACGCAUGGAAGAGCGGUGGCGGGAGGAAAAGGAAGCCGAGAAGUGGCGGAUCACGGAAAUGGUACGCGGUCGCGGGCGCGCAAACGCGUACAAUGAGGAGGAUCCAUUCGCUGCGGGUAGUGGUGCAGGCACGAACAGCGAGGAAGAAGAUUUAGAUGACGAGUUCGACUUCGACGAUCUAUGAACCCUGCGUGCAAUUACCCGUACUAGUUGCGCUUGUUCCCACUAAGAGUGCACGUGCAUCCACGAUCAAUCAUAAAUUCACUUGGUAAUACGCAAUCUUCGCAUAAGGACAAGUUGACGCACAACGCUCCCGAAAAAAAAACGAUCUUAUUGCGAGAUCUCCUUGUGUCGGAGCGCAUCUAGCGCUGACUGAUGUUCCACCUGUUGCGACUGCAAUGUCAAGACGAGCU